Molecule: messenger RNA, 695 nt
Organism: Phasianus colchicus (ring-necked pheasant)
Lineage: Eukaryota; Metazoa; Chordata; Aves; Galliformes; Phasianidae
Source: RefSeq, a predicted model, not a curated record
GGGUCAGGAUGGGUGUGGGGUCAGGACAUGCGUGGGGUCAGGAUAUGUACAGGAUUGGGAUGUGUGGGGUCAGGAUGGGUGAGGAGUCAGGAUGUAUAAGGGAUCGGGAUGAAUGUGGGGUUGGGGCUCAUGGGGUCAGGAGGAUCAGGACGUGUGUAUAGGUUAGGAUAUAUGGGGUCAGGAUGCAUGUGUGGGGUAUCAGGACGUGUGUGGGGUUACAGAAUCACGGAAUGGCCGGGGUUGGAAGGGACCUCAAGGACAAUGAAUCUCCAGCCCCACUGCCACAGGCAGGGCCACCAACCCGCACAUUUCGUGCCAGACCAUUUAAUAGCAGGUGAGGGUACAUCGGGGUCAGGCUGUGUACGGGACUGGGACGUGUGUGUGGGCGAGAAGCGCAGAGCCAUCAUCCCCCCCCACCUGGCGUACGGCAGACGCGGUUCUCCCCCCACCAUCCCAGGCGAUGCGGUGCUGCGCUUCGAGGUCCACUUGGUGGCUCUGUCCCGUGCCGGCGGUUGGAGGCGGGCGCUGGACCGGCUGCUCCCAUUGCUGUGCCUGGCGCUGCUGCCGGCCCUGCUGGGUCUCAUCGGCUUCCAUCUGUACCGCAAAGCCAGCAGCCCCAAAACGUCCAAAAAGAAGCAAAAGGAGGAGAAGAGGAACAAAGCCAAAAAGAAAUAAAGCUCCUCUCCGCGCCUGCA